CACUCACGGAGGUUUGCAUCAGUCUGACCAAUUUGGAGAAUCUUUAUUUACCAGAAAUACAGUCCGCCUGAACAGUACUUUCAACAGUCGUUCCGAAUUUUGACUGUGGAGACCACAGAUUCAGUGCUACCGGUAGUAUCAUGUAGCGAUACAACUAGCAUUCGUAAAUCCGCCAGUGACAGUAAACGUUUUCGAAGUUUGAUGUCAAUUAUCCACCAACGCUCAUGGUCUUGCAACUUGCCACCAAGCUAGAAUUUCUCCUUUCACGUUGGAGAGCCAGUGUACAAACACAGUCCCUCGGCGCUGUUCGAAUACGCCGUCAUUAUACGAUGUACCGCGGUAGUUCCGAGCGGAUAGCGGUGAUCCUCGACUUUGAUGGGACAAUAACCACGAAGGACACCAUCUCGACCCUGGCUAAUAUCGGCCUCUCAUCUCAGAAAGAUCAGGGGAUCGAGCUUUCAAGAGCAUGGGCUUCCAUUCUCUCGAAGUACAGUGAAGAUUACUCAAACCAUAUCAAGGCCUAUAGGCCAGUGAAGGAGGAAAGGUCAACUCUGGAAGAAGAACUCAAGUACUACAGGAGUCUCCGUGAAAUUGAGCUAAAGAGCUUCGCACGUGUAAGCAAUUCGGGCCUAUUUAAAGGAAUCGAGGAUUGGGAAAAACAUGGACACGAUGCGGUCAAAGAGGGGCAAGUGAUUGUAAGGAAAGGUUUUCAAGAGUUUGUGACGAGCCUUGCAGAUUGCGGAAUUGUCUGGGGAGUGGUCUCAGUGAACUUUUCGUCUGACUUCAUUCGAGGAGUUCUCAAAGCAACUGUCGGUGAUAAAAAGGCGAAGGUGAGCAUAUUGGCAAAUUCGAUACUUAGUGGAGGCUUCAUUGUCGGUCUUGAAAUUGAGGAACGAGCGUCUCGUCCUGUAAUGGCUACAUCUGGUGCAAAAUUUUCUGCUACGAAGAGGCUCCUUUACACAUGGGGUAUCUCAUCAGAACAAGAACAGCAAACGUUGCUUUAUAUUGGAGACUCAGGAACAGAUAUAGAGUGCUUGACCGCAAAUGGGGUAACUGGGGUUGUUAUGUCUGAUGAUGGACAGAGUGACUUAAUGAAGAGGUUGAAGCAGAUUGGGAUAUACGUUGGUAACAUUCAGAUUGAUCAGGGGAACCAAGAACAAAUGUAUUGGGCACGGGAUUUUGACGAAAUCGUUGGCAGCCCUGUAUUCAAACAAUUGACCCAGAUUCAUCAGAAGGAAUAGCCAUAUAUAUGAG
Messenger RNA from Mollisia scopiformis, 1254 nucleotides. RefSeq lists its product as uncharacterized. The transcript has a single exon. Lineage: Eukaryota; Fungi; Ascomycota; Leotiomycetes; Helotiales; Mollisiaceae. The coding region runs from base 330 to 1241 and encodes 303 amino acids. The record is from RefSeq and is a predicted model, not a curated record.